Mercurialis annua (annual mercury) is the source of this 1552-nucleotide messenger RNA. Its product is annotated as serine/threonine-protein kinase D6PKL2-like. Gene Ontology annotation, biological process: protein phosphorylation. Gene Ontology annotation, cellular component: nucleus; cytoplasm; plasma membrane. Bases 158 to 1525 code for a protein of 455 amino acids. The record is from RefSeq and is a predicted model, not a curated record. NCBI's taxonomy places the organism in Eukaryota, Viridiplantae, Streptophyta, Magnoliopsida, Malpighiales, Euphorbiaceae. Gene Ontology annotation, molecular function: ATP binding; protein serine/threonine kinase activity. The transcript has 2 exons.
GCUAUUGGACCCAUUUCUCCCUAAAGAAGACAUAUGCCCUAACCCCAUUUUGCCGGCUAUUAUUCUCCUUCCUUCCAUUCUCUUCAUAAACCUCACUCCCUCUCUCUCUUCAGUCUCCACCACCAUUACCACCGCCACAUCCUCCGCCGCCGCCGCCAUGGACCCUAAUUUAGAAGAUCUCACCGAUGAUCUUGACAAUUUAAGUAUCAUCUCCACCACUACUAACGCCACCACCACCACCACCACAACAACAACUACAACUGCUCAUGAAACUAAGCAUAGUACAAGUUCAGGGUCUGAAGCCACGUGGACAAGCUCGAACCACUCAUCAACUUCCUCAAAGGCUCACCACCCGCCGCCGUGCGAUCCAUGUUGGCAUGCAAUUCGGGAUAAUUCAGCCCUAACCCUAGCUGAUCUCCGAUUCGUUCACAGGCUAGGAAGUGGUGACAUAGGGAGUGUAUAUCUCGUAGAGCUUAAGGGUGGUAAUGGGUGUCUGUUUGCUGCUAAGGUAAUGGACAAGAAAGAAAUGGCUAGUAGAAAUAAAGAAACUAGGGCAACCAUUGAAAGAGAAAUUUUGGAAAUUUUGGAUCAUCCUUUUUUACCUAGCUUGUAUGCCACGUUAGAUUCUCCUAGAUGGUCUUGUUUGUUAACGGAGUUUUGUCCCGGCGGUGACCUCCAUGUUAUCCGCCAGAGGCAACCCGGGAAACGUUUUGACGAAGCGGCCGUCCGAUUCUAUGCAUCUGAAGUAGUGGCUGCCUUGGAGUAUCUGCAUAUGAUGGGAAUUAUUUAUCGAGACCUUAAGCCUGAAAAUGUUCUUGUAAGAUCAGACGGUCACAUAAUGCUUACAGAUUUUGAUCUCUCCUUAAAGGAUGAUAAUUCAACAUCAAUGGCUCAGAUUAUUUCUCAUCAAAACCAACCAACCAUUAACUCUAAACACGAGUACCCUCCUGAGCCACCCCAAUCCGCCAUAUCAUCAUGCAUUAUACCCAAUUGCAUAGUGCCAGCCGUCUCAUGUUUCCACCCGAUACGCAGGCGUAAGCGGAAAUCCAAUCAGCGCGGGACCCUUGAGAUCGUGGCUGAGCCAAUAGAAGUUCGGUCCAUGUCAUUUGUGGGGACACACGAAUACUUGGCACCGGAGAUUGUAGCCGGUGAGGGACACGGCAAUGCGGUGGAUUGGUGGACUUUAGGCAUAUUCAUGUUUGAAAUGUGUUAUGGUGUGACCCCAUUUAAAGGGGUUGACCAUGAGUUAACCCUAGCUAACAUUGUGGCUCGAGCGCUCGAGUUCCCGAAGGAGCCAUCGGUGGGUGUAUCGGCUAAAGAAUUGAUCACACAACUUCUGAUUAAGGAUCCAACGAGACGAUUGGGGUCUAUGAUGGGUGCAACUGCAAUCAAACACCAUCAAUUUUUUAAUGGGAUUAAUUGGGCAUUAUUAAGAUGUACAACACCACCUUAUGUUCCUCGAGCAAUGACUCGUUCCAACUUUAGAAAAGAAGAUAAUAGUAAUAAUUCAGUAGAAUAUUACUAAUAAACAUGAAAAUUCUUUUAUUAUUUU